AUGCACAAUCUCAAUUACAUCAUCCUGGCCGGCAUACCAUCCAAUACCGAUAUGGCUACAAGUGAAGACCAAAAGCUGGUUAAAGCGGUCGACCCAGUAGGACUAUGCACACCUUGCAUUCUGCCCACGUUGAAUCCACUGGGUCAAGGUACGGAGGCCCAUGAUUUAAACUUGAGUCUGGUGGUCCCUCCUUAUUUGGGAAUGAUCGGUGGGCUUAAUCGCCUCCAGGCAGAUAUCAAAUCGAGUGAACUAAUUGAACAAGCUCUGCAGGAUAAGGCUAACUUUCUUUAUCGAUGGUGCCUCUCAUUGGCCAGUCAAACGGGAACUCCGCAUUUUGCCCGAACGUCGAACGUUCACAUUCGUGAAUCUUUGCUGGAGGUCAAGACACGCGGUAACGUAUUGGCUGCUCAGUUCCAGAACUAG
Molecule: messenger RNA, 423 nt
Organism: Dicrocoelium dendriticum
Lineage: Eukaryota; Metazoa; Platyhelminthes; Trematoda; Plagiorchiida; Dicrocoeliidae
Source: the annotation of a GenBank genome assembly